Cornus florida is the source of this 5797-nucleotide messenger RNA. Its product is annotated as protein SIEVE ELEMENT OCCLUSION B-like. The transcript is spliced from 7 exons. The coding region runs from base 3206 to 5635 and encodes 809 amino acids. Gene Ontology annotation, biological process: phloem development. NCBI's taxonomy places the organism in Eukaryota, Viridiplantae, Streptophyta, Magnoliopsida, Cornales, Cornaceae. The record is from RefSeq and is a predicted model, not a curated record.
UUUAUAGGGUUCAAUUUGAUGAUUGAUAUCGUAUUGAGUUCUACAAUUGCUGACUUAUAUGAUUUUGUUUUAAAACUAUCUGCUAUAUUUCACUUUUGUUUAAGAAUGUUGUAUGGAAAUUGUCAGUUUCGAUUAUGAUUCCUCCAGAUAUGUUCUAUUCCCAGUUUGGUUGGAAAGAAAUGGGAGGCAAAAAAAAAAAAAAAAAAAAAAAGGAAGGAAAUGGAGGAUAUGAUUUUUUUUUUUUUGUGUUUGGUAUAAAAUUUUAGAAGGAAAAAAAGAUGAAACGGAAGGAUUUGUAGGGAUACGGUUAAAGCUUGAUAAGUUAUUUUGUUAUCCUUAUGGGAGGAAACAGAAGGAAAGGGAUUAAAGACUUUAAUUAUUAAUAUAACUUUGUUAAUAUUAAAUUUGUCCUUAUUUUUAUUUUUAUGAAGGAUAAAAUAUAUGAACAAGGUAUGAUGAUAAAUUUAUUAAAAUAGUUUUAUUUCCUUUCUUUCUCCAAUUACUCUCACUUCCUUUCUUUUCUUUUAUUAGUAAACUAAACACGAUAAGUAGCUUACAUUAUACUCUCAUUUCUUAUCUUUCUUUUAUUCCAUUACUAAUGUUAUUCUUUCUUUUCUUUUUUGCCCCACCGAGGAUUAUUGAGAAAGUAUACAAUAUCGCUUAAUAUUUACAACGUGGUAUUUCGACCAAUGAGCACUCAUUAUUGAUAUCGAGAACUCCCUAUUUCAUUAUUAUUAAUGAGAAUGGAGAGUUUUCACAACUGUCCAUCGACGGGGGAGGUGGUAGACCCCACACACUCUUCUCUCCCUUUGUGGUAAUAUUGGCAAUUGUAGCUUUGCUUACUCUAUAAUUUUGUGUCAUAAUUUUUUCUAAAAUUUGUUUAGGGUUUCAUGAUUGGAUGAAAAACAAUGUGUUUUUCAUUUCCAUUGCUUUAGUGUAAUUUUAGCUUCUAAUUUAAUGGUAAAUGCUACUCAAUUAUUUGAUUUAAUCAUCCACUUAUGUUGAAUGCUUGAAUAAGUUGUCGAUUUAUGAUUGGUGGUUGAGAUUUUUAGCUUCCACGGCAUCUGCUUAACUGGACGUGGUUUUGAUAUUAAUAGCAGCCGAGAGUUAUGUCCUUUUAAUUGUGUAUUUUGCCUAGUUUAGAGUGUAAGUAGGUUGUAAUUCAAGGGAUUAUUUGCUAAUCACUGAUUUUUCAGGGAUUUUAUUGCAAUUAACCCUAUUUUUCUUAAGUAGUCUAGGGUUAUUCCUAAGUUGAAUAGAACACUUGCCCAGUUGCCCAUUAAAAAGUACAAGAAAACAUAUAAUAAAUAGUGAAUUUCGUACGAUGACUUUUAUAAAAGGAUAUUAAGAAGUGUAAGGAUUAUUAUUCUUAUCCCAUUGUUCAACCCAACCAUUUAACUGGAAAUAAAUAUGUAUAUAUAUAUAUAUAUAUAUAUAUAUAUAUAUAUAUAUAAUCCUUUCAAUUAAUCUUUGUAGGGGUUCGUUUUCGUAACACAAUAAAAUACAUAUAAAUGGUGAUAUCAUACACAAAUUUGAGUGAUCCAGACAAUAUAAUAGAAUCCGAGGUGGACUGAGAGAGGUGGAAGCACAAGCAAACUCGAGAAAGAGGAUGAAGAUGGCAAUAUCAUAGUACACCAUUGACUCCCUUAAUAAAGGUGUAUGGGGAAAGUAUGAGAGGUUAUUUACUGUUCCCCUUUUUUGCUCUACCUCUGCUUAGUCUUGGAGCACAUCCUUAUAUAGGCCAAGUGAGAGGUUGGGUGAUGUCAUAUGACAUCAUAUGUGGGGCCCAUUAACAUUAUAAAAUAAUGUUAAUGAAGAUGGGUCUAAAAUAUAUGGGAGUCGAAAUAGUAUCUCUCUCUACGAGUCAGGUCGAGUGUCAACUCGACGAAUCCUGAACUUCAUCCACCAAACCAAGAACCUCCUCGGAUCCCAAGUAAUCUUGAGUCCUGCUCCCAACUCAGGUCUUCAAGUCUUCGAUCUUCUAUUCGUGGUAUAUUAACGUGGUAAGUGUCACGUAACUUAGACCGUUUGACCGUUUGACUAGUGGGCCAUCAAUUCUGAUGUGGCGUCGCUUGUUAACCAUUUGACCAAGCUUUUGUUGAUGAUGUGGCAUAGUUCGUUGACCGUUUGACCAAGAAAUGUAGGCCAUGUGAAGUGAGAUAAAUUCAAUACCUACAAUCUUUUUAAUGGAUUAUAUACCUUGAGAUUACUCUAGUCCAAUACUUGCAACUACCUUAAAUCAUGAAUAUCAAUCAAUCAUGUUAGCGAGUUUUGGAGGGUGACCCCCUUUGUGUUUGGUGGAGCCUUUGGAAAGAGCAGAUUAGAAAAUCUUUUGAUGGGGAGAAAUCUUCCAUUGGGGCGUUGAAGUUUUCUAUUAUUUGUUCUCUCUUUUGUUGGGGUUGGUGGAGAAAUUAUUCAUUGUUAGAUGAAAUUGUGGACUUUUUGGGUUCUUUGAGUCCAUUGGUCUUUCCCCUCUUUUUUAUUUCUGGUUUUUCUACAGCUCUUGAGACGUGUUCCCCCUUUGAACGCUUUCUAAUACAUUUUUACUUAUCCAAUAUAUAUAUAUAUAUGAAAUCUUUGGAAUUAUGUUCAAGACUAUCUUGCUCCUCUUUAAUCAAUGACGAGAUCUUUCAAAUUAUGUGUAAUAUUGUGUCUCUAUGCCAAUGCUGCUGCGACCUGGUUUCUUUCGUUCUCAUUUUGGAUGAAAUUUGAAAAGCCACUGAUACAUCUGCUGAACUAGAAAUCAAUUGAACAAUUGACCAAUAUUGGUUCUGUAUGUUUUAUAUAAACUUAACCAACAAAAAAUAAAAUUGUAAAUAAAGGUAUGGGUCGCUAUUUUCUAGUCAAAAGAGUACUUUAGAUUAAUAUAGUUACAUGCAAUUCAGGAGGGGAAAAAAAAAAAAAAAAGGAAUAUAGUUACAUAUACUACAUACAUUGUUGGAUUCACUGCUCAAGAUUCUUGGACACCUACAAUUAAUAUUGCAAAGUAAAGAAGUGGGGUAGAGUGUCAAGAAAAAGAAAAAAGCAGAAGCUUCAACUUAAUUAAAGUUGAGGGAUAUUGAUUUCAUUGGAAGCAAGAAGCAGAUUCAGGUAGCUUUAUUCCAUUUGUAUGAGUAUAUAGGGCUAGGCAGAUCGCAAGCACAACAUAAGCCCUCUUUACUACUCUCAUCAAUCGGCCUCUUCCUACUACUUUCCAUACCCCAACAUGGCCACCCAGUUAACUCCUGCAGGUUCAUACCUCCAACCCCAAACUCCUUCAGGUUCAUACCUCCAACCGAAAACUCCUGAAGGUUCAUACAUCCAACCCCAAACUCCUGCAGGUUCUGCCCUCCAAACCCAAACUCCUGCAGGUUCUGCCCUCCAACCCCAAACUCUUGCAGGUUCUGCCCUCCAACCCCAAACUCCUGCAGGUUCUGCCCUCCAACCCCAAACUCCUGCAGGCUCAUACCUCCAACCCCAAACUCCUGCAGGCUCAUACCACCAUCGCCAAACUCCUGCAGGUUCAUACCUGCAUUCCCAAACUCCUGCAGGUUCUGCCCUCCAACUGAUGAAAACUCCUGACCGCGGGAGCAUGUUCAUGUCUUCCGAUGACAGCAUCUUGAUGAAGCAAAUUCUGGCAACUCAUACUCCUGAUGGCCUCGAGAUUAAUGUUAAUCCUCUUCUCCGUGUCGUUGAGGACAUCCUCCGCCGUUCCACCCUCAAUGCUGAUGGCCUUUUACUGGAUGGUACCCAAUCGCAAAAGGAAAACAUGGAAGACAAAUCCCAACAAGCUGGUGCCGAUCUCAUGCUUGACUCACUGUUAUAUACAAUUGAACGGAUCUCCUGCGAGAUGGAAAGCAGGUGUUUGAGUGGAGGGGAAGGACACGGAACAACACUCCCUCUGUUUAACGCUCUAUCAAACUUUUCAUGGGAGGCUAAGCUGGUGCUAACCCUAGCAGCUUUUGCUUUAAAAUAUGGCGAAUUCUGGCUCCUUUGCCAGAUUUACUCAUCAAACCAACUUGCAAAAUCAAUGGCAAUCCUUAGGCAAUUACCUGUCAUCAUGGAGCACUCGGGCUCGUUGAAAUCACGGUUUGAUGCAAUUAACAAUCUCAUCAGGGCCAUUUUGGAUCUGACAAGGUGUAUCAUGGAGUUGAAAGGGCUACCAUCUAACUAUAUCACACAGGAUGUACCGGCAUUGUCCACUGCCACAGCCACCAUCCCAAGUGCUGUCUAUUGGUCCAUCAGAGGUGUCGUUGCUUGCGCAGCUCAGAUUAUCAAUCUCGGUGCCGUUGGCCACGAAUUACAAGAGUCCUGGGAAAUAUCUACCUUAGUGUACAAGAUCAACAACAUACUUGAGCAUCUUAAGAAGCAACUGGCUAAUUGCUACAAACACAUAGAGGAUAAGAGGGACGUUGAAGCUUAUGACGCACUGCAGCAUAUAUUUGAAAUGAUACACAUUGACAACAUGAAAGUUCUCAAAUCCCUAAUUUACGCCAAGGAUGAUCAGCCACCACUCCUUGACGGUGCUUCAAAGAGAAGGGUGAAUCUUGAAGUUUUGAGGAGAAAGAAUGUCUUAUUGCUGAUAUCAGGCCUAGACAUCUCCCAGGAUGAGCUUUCGGUUCUUGAGCAGAUUAACAAUGACUCGAAGAUUCAUGCAUACGAGGUGUUGUGGAUUCCAAUUGUGGAACAUUGGGCCCAGUGGACUGACCGCAUGCAGAAGCAGUUUGAGAGCCUGCAGGCCACAAUGCCAUGGUUCUCAGUUAACCACCCUUCAUUGAUCGAGAAGCCGGUCAUCAGGUUCAUCAAAGAGAAAUGGCACUUCAGGAACAAGCCUAUCCUUGUGGUGCUCGACCCACAAGGAAAGGUGUUGAGCCCUAAUGCAAUCCACAUGAUGUUGAUUUGGGGAAGUGGUGCCUUCCCUUUCACUAGCUUGAGAGAGGAAACUCUUUGGAAUGAAGAGAUUUGGAGGCUUGAAUUGCUGGUCAAUGGCAUUGAUCAAACAAUUCUGAAUUGGAUAAGAGAUGGCAAAUACAUAUUCUUGUAUGGAGGGGAUGACAUUGAGUGGAUUCGAAAAUUUACAACCUCAGCACGCUCUGUUGCAUUGGCUUCUCGCAUCCCAUUAGAGAUGGUGUAUGUGGGAAAGAGCAGCAAAAGGGACCAAGUCCGGCGUGUCAUCUCGACCAUCAUGACAGAGAAACUCAGCUACUGUUGGCAAGAUAUGGCCAUGAUAUGGUUUUUCUGGACCCGUUUAGAGAGCAUGUUGUUCUCCAAGAUUCAACUAGGCAGAGGCGAUGACAACGACCCCAUGAUGCUGGCGAUCAAGAAAAUCCUCAGCUAUGACAAGAGCGGUGGAUGGGCCGUGCUGAGUAACGGAAGUUCCGUUGUGAUCAAUGGACACAGCAGCACUGUGUUGCCUGCAUUGAGCGAGUACGAUCUGUGGAAGGAAAAUAUACCUGUCAAAGGCUUCGACCCAUCAAUUAAAGAUUACCAUGACAUGCUUCAUGGUGCAGCUCUGCCGUGCUGUCGUUUCGAGUUUCCGAGCACUGUCGGGAGGAUUCCGGAGAAAAUGAAAUGCCCAGAGUGCCUUCGCAAUAUGGGGAAAAACUUUGCUUUCGUCUGCUGCCACGACGGAAGUGAUUUCAGCGCACUAUAUUGAGUCACUACUGUGUGGUUCCAUUAAGCCCGUAUACUGCUAUAGUGAUUGAACUACAAUAAUCAUACAUUUAUGUGAAAUAUGUAUGUGGUGUACCUGUGAACUUAAUUUUAUCUAUUUAGUAAGAUUUUGAGUGUGAGAUACUAAAUCUCUUAUGCUGUUAAA